AUGGCAGACGGAUUUAUCAUCCCAUCAUCAGCCAGUCCAGAAUCGGAUGCUCGACAUCGAUUACAAGGACCAAUUCACGCGCAACGCCAUGUCCGGGUCAUAUGUAUCGGUGCUGGUGCUUCAGGUCUCCUGAUGGCAUACAAGCUGCAAAGACAUUUUUCCAACUACAGUCUUCAGGUCUACGAGAAAAAUCCUGAAGUGUCGGGCACUUGGUAUGAAAACCGAUAUCCGGGAUGUGCAUGCGAUGUGCCUUCUCACAACUAUACGUGGUCUUUCUUUCCGAAGCUUGACUGGUCGGCUGUCUACGCCAGUUCCAAAGAGAUAUACACAUACUUCAACGACUUUGCAUCAAAGUUCGGACUCCAUAAAUAUGUCAAGACCCAACACCAGGUCAUUGGUGCACAAUGGAACCAGCAAAAAGGAGGCUACAAUGUGCAAAUCAAAGACCUCGAGACUGACAGAAUAGUGGAUGACCAUUGUGAUAUCUUAGUGAAUGCUGGAGGCAUUCUGAACAACUGGCAAUGGCCCGCUAUACCAGGUCUGGAAAAAUACAAAGGCACACUACUUCACACUGCAAAUUGGGAUGAGAGUAUUGACCUGAGAGGCAAGAACGUUGGUCUUAUUGGAAAUGGCUCUUCCGGCAUCCAAGUUCUUCCAACAAUCCAACCAUAUGUAAAGAAAGUGAUAACAUUCAUUCGAGAGCCGGCUUGGGUUUCUCCUGUUCAGGGUCUUGAGCAACAUGUCUUCUCUGAAAGUGAAAAGCUAGCAUUUGCUACACAACCCGGGGUCUUGCGCGAUUACCGCAAAGAUAUUGAGCGAGGCCUCAAUGGCCAAUUUGGCGUCUUCCUCAAAAACACAAACAUACACAAUGAAACCGAAGCUUAUUUCCGGGAGCAAAUGUCGGAAAAGCUAAAAGAUGAAUACCUUAGGAAGCGCCUCAUUCCAGAUUGGCAAGCCGGCUGCAGACGAUUAACACCUGGUAUUGGCUACCUCGAAGCCCUGGCCAAGCCAAAUGUACAAACCGUAUACGGCGAGAUCAACUCAAUAACUGAGCGUGGCUGUCUCUGCGACGACGGCAACGAGUACCCCGUCGACGUCCUCAUCUGCGCUACCGGCUUCAACACAUCCUUCAAACCACGCUUCCCCAUCAUAAACCCCUCAGGAACCAAUCUCCAAGACGCCUGGACCAAAGAACCACGCUCCUACUUCGGCCUCGCCGCCGCCGACUUCCCCAACUACCUCGUCUUCCUCGGCCCCAACUGCCCCAUUGGCAACGGACCCGUCUUGAGUGCCAUCGAAGCCCAAGCCGACUACAUGUGCAAGCUCAUCGACCGCUUCCAAACCCACAACAUAUCGUCAUUCGCACCAAAAGCAGAAGCAAUCGACGAUUUCAUCGCCUUCAAAGACGAAUUCAUGAAGAAGACAGUAUGGAACGAUCCCUGCCGCUCAUGGUACAAAUCCCUCGGCCCCGAUGGCCCCGUAACCGCGCUCUGGCCUGGCUCAACACUCCACUACAUCGAGGCGCUAAUGGAGCUGCGCAUGGACGACUGGGACGUCAAGUACACGGGCAAUAGGUUUAAUUGGCUGGGCAAUGGGUAUUCGCAGACGGAGAUUGAUCCGACGGCUGAUUGGGCGUUUUAUAUCCGUGAGCAGGAUGAUGAUGAGCCGAUCUCGCGGUUGCGGAAGUUGAGGAUUUUGAAUAAGAGUGGGACGGUGCAGCCGACUGCUGGGGUUGAUUUUACAGGGGCAAGGGCGAAGGAGAGUGCGGUGGCGGUGGAGGCGAAGUUGUGA
Molecule: messenger RNA, 1791 nt
Organism: Bipolaris zeicola 26-R-13
Lineage: Eukaryota; Fungi; Ascomycota; Dothideomycetes; Pleosporales; Pleosporaceae
Exons: 3
Coding region: 1-1791 (596 amino acids)
Source: RefSeq, a predicted model, not a curated record